Molecule: messenger RNA, 663 nt
Organism: Ostertagia ostertagi
Lineage: Eukaryota; Metazoa; Nematoda; Chromadorea; Rhabditida; Trichostrongylidae
Source: the annotation of a GenBank genome assembly
AUGUCAUCAAAUGGUAUGCCUACGUGCCGGAGUCCAUUGCGAGGAAAGAUUACCUGCAUACUUGGCCCGAUGUUCAGUGGCAAAACAACUGAGUUGUUGCGCAUGCAUGAUCGUCAAAUAAUCGCGAAGCGAAAAUGUGUUCUCGUGAAGUACGCCGGAGAUACGAGAUAUGAUCCUGAACUGGAUGAUUGGACAAGGUAUCACCGUGAAAGUCGUAUAACUUCAGCUUCCGAAUCCGAGGAGCAUAUUUUCAUCCGCAGUGACAACCCCUUUGUCAAAUCGAUGAAAGGACAAUUUUUCAGCGACUGUGCGGAGACGUGUGACAGGUUGGCAACAAUGGGCAAAGUGGUGUAUGUAGCAGCGUUGAGCGGCACUUUCGAACGGAAGCCAUUUCCUCAAGUAUCAUUGCUCCUGCCAUAUGCCGAUGAGAUCAAGCAAGUUGUUGCCGUGUGCAUGGGAUGCGGUUCGGAUGCGAGCUAUUCUUUCCGAAAUACUCUCGACAAAAAGGUAGGAAGUAAUUCGGGUCAGGACACUUAUCAAGCGGUGUGCCGUUCAUGCUACAUCGAGGAGUCCUGUCGACGUGAAGAGACUGCGAUAGAAACCGCAUUCAAUGGAGAAUCGAGCUGUUGCCAGUCAGUUGUGCAGAGAGGGCGAGUCCUCUGA